Molecule: messenger RNA, 1230 nt
Organism: Piliocolobus tephrosceles (Ugandan red Colobus)
Lineage: Eukaryota; Metazoa; Chordata; Mammalia; Primates; Cercopithecidae
Product: trichohyalin-like
Exons: 1
Source: RefSeq, a predicted model, not a curated record
CAAGAACAAGAACAAGAACAAGAACAAGAACAAGAACAAGAACAACAAUUAAAACAAAAACUAAAACAACAAUUAAAACAACAGCUAAAACAAAAACAAAUAGAAAAAGCAAUAGAAAAGCAACUAAAGCAACAAUUGCAACAAAAACAAAUAGAAAAAUCAGAACUAACACAAGAACUAAAACAACAACUUAAACAACAACUUAAACGACAACUUAUACAACAAUUUAAACAAGAACAAGAAGAAGAAGAACAAGAAAAAGUAGAAGAGCAAGAGCAAGACCAAGAAAAAAUAGAACAACAAGAACUAAAACAAAUAGAAAAACAAGAAGAAGAACAAGAACUAAAACAAAUAGAAAAACAAGAAGAAGAACAAGAACUAAAACAAAUAGAAAAACAAGAAGAACAAGAACGAAAACAUGAAGAUAAAUAUGAAAAUGAAAAUGAACGUAAAGAUGAAGACAAAUAUGAAAAUAAACAACAACUAAAACAAAAACAAAUAGAAAAACCAAUAGAAGAGCAACUAAAACAACAGUUGCAACAAAAACAAAUAAAAAAACAAAUAGGACAACAAGAACUAAAACAACAGAUGAAGCAACAACUAAAACAAGAACUAAAACAAAAACAAGAAGAAGAAGAACACGCACAAGAACAAGUACAAAUGAAAAAACAAAAAGAAGAAGAAGAGCACGAACAAGAAGAAGAACAAGAACAAGCAUAUAAACAAAAACAAAUAGAAAAACAAGAACAAGAGCAAGAAGAAGAAGAAGAAGAAGAAGAAGAAGAUGAGGAAGAACCAGAACAACAACUAAAGCAAAAACUAAAACAACAACUAAAGCAACAGCUGCAACAAAAACAAAUAAAAAGACAAAUAGAAACGCAACUAAAACAACAGCUGAAACAAAAACAAAUAAAAAAACAAAUAGGAAAACAAGAACUAACACAAGAACUAAAACAACAACUAAAACAACAGCUGAAACAACAACUGAAACAACAAUUAAAACAACAGCUGAAACAAGAAGAAGAACAAGAAGAAGAAGAACAAGAAGAAGAAGAAAAAGAAGAAGAAGAACAAGAAGAAGGAGAACAAGAAGAAGAAGAACAAGUACAAGAACAAGUACAAGAACAAGCACACGAAGAAGAACAAGAACAAGUACAAGAAGAAAAACAAGAACAAGAAGAAGAACUAAAACAAAUAGAAAAACAACAACAAGAAGAAGAACAAGAACAA